AAGGAAGACAGUCUGGAAGGUGUGCUGUGAGGGCUCUUUACCACGGACAUUUGUACAGUCUAUGGCUGGAGACAACAGUUCAGCAGUGUCUGAGUUCAUCCUCUUGGGCCUGACAGAUGACCCAGAGCUUCAGGUCAUCCUCUUUGCUGUGUUUCUAGUCAUCUACUUAACUACUGUCAUCGGAAAUCUAGGACUGAUUGUGUUAAUCCAAAUCAGUCCUCAGCUUCACACCCCCAUGUACUUUUUUCUCAGCCACUUGGCUUUUGUUGAUUUCUGUUAUACAUCCUCAGUGACCCCAAACACAGUUAUAAAUUUUCUUCGAGAAGUCGCAAGUAUAACCUUCUAUGCGUGUGCAACUCAGGUGUGCUGUUUCAUCACAUUUGUAGUCUGUGAAAUGUACUUGCUGUCAAUCAUGGCCUACGAUCGCUACGUGGCCAUCUGGAACCCUCUCCUCUAUGCAGUCCUCAUGCCCAGGAAGCUCUGUCUUCAGAUGAUCGCCAGCACAUACGUUUAUGGAUUCACUGUGGGCCUUGCACAGGCAGUGGCAACCUUCUGCUUGUCUUUCUGUGGCUCCAAUGUGGUCAACCACUUCUACUGUGAUGACGUUCCCUUAGUGGCUCUGGCCUGUUCUGACACGCAUGUCAAGGAGCUGAUGUUGCUAAUCAUUGCUGGCUUCAAUACCCUUUGCUCUCUGGUGAUUGUGGUCAUUUCUUACAUCUUCAUAGUCUUUGCCAUCCUGAGGAUUCACUCUGCUGAUGGAAGAAGGAAAGCCUUUUCUACCUGUGCAUCCCACCUGACCUCCAUCACCAUAUUUUAUGGGACAAUCAUUUUUAUGUACCUGCAGCCCAAGUCAAGCCAUUCUCUGAACACAGAUAAAUUUGCUUCUGUGUUUUAUGUGGUAGUGAUUCCCAUGUUAAAUCCACUGAUCUACAGCUUGAGAAAUAAGGAGGUAAAAAGUGCCCUGAAGAGAAUUACUGAUAAAUUGUCUUUGCCCACUCAUUAAUCCAAGAAA
Messenger RNA from Peromyscus leucopus (white-footed mouse), 1012 nucleotides. Its product is annotated as olfactory receptor 5AL1-like. Gene Ontology annotation, cellular component: membrane. The coding region runs from base 62 to 1003 and encodes 313 amino acids. The transcript has a single exon. Gene Ontology annotation, biological process: sensory perception of smell; G protein-coupled receptor signaling pathway. The record is from RefSeq and is a predicted model, not a curated record. Gene Ontology annotation, molecular function: G protein-coupled receptor activity; olfactory receptor activity; odorant binding. Lineage: Eukaryota; Metazoa; Chordata; Mammalia; Rodentia; Cricetidae.